Messenger RNA from Girardinichthys multiradiatus, 2475 nucleotides. RefSeq names its product H(+)/Cl(-) exchange transporter 7-like. NCBI's taxonomy places the organism in Eukaryota, Metazoa, Chordata, Actinopteri, Cyprinodontiformes, Goodeidae. Gene Ontology annotation, biological process: chloride transport; transmembrane transport. The record is from RefSeq and is a predicted model, not a curated record. Gene Ontology annotation, molecular function: voltage-gated chloride channel activity. The transcript has 26 exons. Gene Ontology annotation, cellular component: intracellular membrane-bounded organelle; lysosomal membrane.
AUGGUGGUUUCUAGGAACUGGAAGUGGUCCAUAGUAGACCCAGUGCUGUUGAGGAUGGUCAGGGGUCGCCUCGGCUGGUGGUCCAGCCGAGGCGACGAGUCUGCGUUGGUCGGGGAGGAGACACCGCUGCUGAACGGCUCCGAGCAGCCUAGACCCCUCAGACAGAUGUCAAGCGGAAACACAAUAUUUCAGAUAGACAGACUCAGCACGGUGGAUUUGGAAGAGGAGAUAACCACCGAAGAGGAUCCAGGAAGGGGGCGACCCAAAGAGAUCCCUCACAAUGAGAAGCUGCUGUCGCUUAAAUUUGAGAGUCUUGACUAUGAUAACAUUGAAAACCAGCUGUUUCUUGAGGAGGAGCGGAGGAUGAGCUUCAUGUCUUUUCGCUGUCUGGAGAUCAGUCGGUGGGUUAUCUGCGGGCUGAUCGGCUUCCUGACGGGCCUCAUCGCCUGUUUUAUAGACAUCGUGGUGGAACAGCUGGCUGGAAUCAAAUACAAAGUGAUCAAAGAGAAUAUUGUAAAGUUUACAGAAGCAGGUGGACUGUCCAUCUCCCUCAUCCUCUGGGCUGUCCUCAACUCUUCCUUUGUCAUGUUGGGAGCCGUCAUGGUUGCUUUCUUUGAGCCCAUCGCAGCAGGAAGUGGGAUUCCUCAGAUAAAAUGUUACCUAAAUGGAAUCAAGAUUCCCAGGGUGGUACGCCUUAAGACUUUGGUGAUUAAAGUGUGUGGUGUAAUCUGCUCCGUGGUCGGUGGUCUGGCAGUAGGGAAGGAAGGCCCAAUGAUUCAUUCUGGUGCUGUUGUAGCAGCUGGGGUCUCGCAGGGAAGGAGCACUUCCUUAAAACGAGACUUUAAGAUAUUUGAAUACUUCCGUAGAGACACAGAAAAAAGGGACUUUGUUUCUGCUGGAGCUGCAGCUGGAGUUUCUGCUGCAUUUGGAGCUCCAGUUGGCGGUGUUUUGUUCUCUCUAGAGGAGGGAGCCUCUUUCUGGAAUCAGAUGUUGACAUGGAGGAUUUUCUUUGCCUCCAUGAUCUCCACCUUCACGCUGAACUUUUUCCUCAGUAUCUAUCACAGUAAACCAGGAGACCUUUCCAAUCCGGGUCUCAUCAAUUUUGGACGCUUUGAGAGUGAAGCGAUGGCGUAUAACCUCUAUGAGAUUCCUUUGUUUAUUGCUAUGGGAGCUGUAGGUGGGAUUUUGGGAGCCUUGUUCAAUUUUCUCAACUACUGGCUGACGAUCUUCAGAAUCAGAUACGUUUAUCAGCCGUGUCUGCAAGUGAUGGAGGCCAUGUUGGUCACCGCAGUGACCGCAACGGUGGCUUUCACCAUGAUCUACUUCUCCACUGACUGUCAGCCUCUAGGGCCGUAUCACACUGAGGAGUACCCACUGCAGUUAUUCUGUGCCGAUGGAGAGUAGAACUCUAUGGCCACCGCCUUCUUCAACACUCCUGAGAGAAGCGUGCGUAGUCUCUUCCACAAUCCGCGAGGAACCUACAACUCUCUGACGCUGGGUUUGUUCACACUGACCUACUUCCUCCUGGCGUGUUGGACCUACGGCCUGGCGGUGUCUGCUGUUGUGUUUAUCCCUUCUCUCCUGAUUGGAGCAGCCUGGGGGAGACUGUGUGGAAUACUGCUGGCCUCUACAACUUCUACUGCCUCAAUGUGGGCCGACCCUGGUAAAUAUGCCCUGAUCGGAGCUGCUGCUCAGUUAGGUGGCAUUGUGAGAAUGACCCUCAGCUUGACGGUCAUCAUGGUGGAGGCAACAGGCAACGUCACGUACGGCCUUCCGAUCAUGCUUGUACUUAUGACGGCCAAGAUAGUAGGAGACUACUUUCAAGAAGGUUUAUACGACAUCCACAUCAAGCUGCAGAGCGUUCCCUUCCUGCACUGGGAGGCUCCUGCCACCUCCCAUUGGCUCAUAGCCAGGGAGGUGAUGAGUUCUCCGGUUACCUGCCUGAACAGAAUAGAGAAGGUUGGAACCAUUGUGGACAUCCUCAGCAACACUUCUACCAAUCACAACGGCUUCCCUGUCGUCGUGCAGGUUUCUGCUGAUGAUGAGCUGGCUAAACUAUGUGGCCUCAUACUCCGCUCUCAGCUCAUUGUUCUUCUAAAGCACAAGGUGUUUGUGGAGCUAGCUCGCACCCGGCUCACUCAAAGGAAGCUCCAGCUGAAAGAUUUCAGGGAUGCGUACCCCAGGUUUCCACCGAUCCAGAGUAUCCACGUGUCUCAGGAUGAGAGGGAGUGUAUGAUGGACCUCACAGAGUUUAUGAACCCAACUCCGUACACUGUACCACUGGAGACAUCUCUUCCUCGUGUGUUUAAGUUGUUCAGAGCGCUCAGACUCAGGCAUCUAGUCGUGGUUGAUGACGAGAACAGGGUGGUUGGGCUGGUGACCAGGAAGGACUUGGCCAGGUAUCACCUGGGUAAACACGGACUGGAGGAGCUUCACUUGGCUCAGACAUAGUACACACAGAUGCACAUUGACAAU